Molecule: messenger RNA, 5019 nt
Organism: Colletotrichum aenigma
Lineage: Eukaryota; Fungi; Ascomycota; Sordariomycetes; Glomerellales; Glomerellaceae
Exons: 9
Coding region: 1-5019 (1672 amino acids)
Biological process (GO): glutathione metabolic process; amino acid metabolic process; biosynthetic process
Cellular component (GO): cytosol
Molecular function (GO): 5-oxoprolinase (ATP-hydrolyzing) activity; pyridoxal phosphate binding; transaminase activity
Source: RefSeq, a predicted model, not a curated record
AUGGGCUCAAUCAAGCAGACCUCGGCGUUCGAGAGAUCGCAGUUCAUCCCGCCCGACGCCAUCUUCGACGUGACCAGGCGCUACCUCGCCGACACGGACCCGAACAAGGUGAACCUCGGCCAGGGCACAUAUCGCGACGAGAAUGGCCGGCCCUGGAUCCUGCCUUCAGUAAGAGCGGCUGAGGCAGCCCUCGGAGAGCCAGGACACGAGUACCUCCCCAUCGCAGGAUUCAAGCCGUUCCGCGACGAGGCCGUCAAGCUCGUCUUCGGCCCAACCAAGGCCUACGCAGAGAACAGGGUCGCAUCAUGCCAAUCCCUCUCAGGCACCGGCGCCCUGCUCCUCGCCGGCCUCGCGCUCAAGAAGGCCGACACGGGCAUCAAGACAAUCUACAUCACCGACCCGACCUGGUCCAACCACGACCUGCUCUUCGCCUCCAUGGGCUUCGCCGUGAAAUCCCUGCCCUACUACAAGGACCGCGCCUUCGACUUUGACGGCUACAUCGCCACCCUCCGCGCCGCCGAGCCCGGCUCCGCCGUCAUCCUGCACGCCUGCGCGCACAACCCGACCGGCUGCGACCCGUCCCAGGACCAGUGGAAGCAGAUCGCGGCCGUCAUCAUCGAGCGCGGCGUGUUUCCGGUGUUCGACUCGGCGUAUCUCGGCUUCAACUCGGGCAACGUCGACGAGGACGCGUGGGCGAUCCGCUACUUUGUCGACGAGCUCGGCCUCGAGGCCGCCGUGUGCAUGUCGUUCGCGAAGUCGAUGGGCCUGUACGGCGAGCGCAUCGGCGCCGUGACCUUUGUCGCGAACUCCGCAGAGACUACCAGGACGGUGAACUCGAUCCUGGAGAACGUGCAGCGCGCGACGGUGUCGAACCCGCCGGCGUUCGGCGCGCGCAUCGCGGCCAAGGUGCUGGGGACCCCCGAGAUCAGGGAGCAGUGGGCGAAGGACCUGGUCACGAUGUCGGGCCGCAUCCGGGCGAUGCGGAAGAAGGUGCAUGAUGAGCUGGUGCGGCUGCAGACGCCGGGCGACUGGUCGCAUAUCGUCAAGCAGAGCGGCAUGUUUGGGUACACGGGCAUCAGCAAGGCCCAGGUGCAGCAUCUUGAAGAAAAGUAUCACGUUUACAUGGCCGAUACAUCACGAAUCUCGAUUGCUGGGCUGAACGAGAAGAAUGUCGAGUACUUUGCAAAGGCGCUGGAUGACACUUGUGUCGCCUCCGUCCCCGGUCAAGAUGACAUCCUCGUCAAGCUGCUUUCCGUCGAUCCCGCCAACUACCCCGAUGCCCCCGCCGAGGCCAUCAGAAGAGUGCUGGAGAAGGCGACGGGCAAGGAGUACCCGAAGGGAAAGAAGAUUUCGCUGAGAGGCGUUGGAUCUAUCAAGAUGGGCACGACGGUCGCCACAAAUGCGCUACUCGAGAGGAAAGGAGAGCGCACAGUAUUCGCAGUCACAAAGGGUCUUAGGGAUCUGCUUCACAUCGGCAACCAAUCAAGACCGAAACUUUUCGACCUCGCCAUCCGCAAACCCGACGUCCUAUACUCCAAGGUCAUUGAGAUUCCAGAGCGAGUGACCCUCGAGGCGUGGUCAGAGAGCAACAAGCCCGAGACCAUCGACAUCGACUCAGAUCCCGCUCUCGUCAAGGGCGUCACCGGCGAGGCCGUCCGUGUUCUCGAGCCUCUAGACCUCGAGGCUUCAAGAAAAGCCCUCCAGGAAGCAUACGACGAAGGCUACCGCUCCAUCGCCGUCUGCCUCAUGCACAGCUACACCUUCCGUGACCACGAGGCCGCGAUAGCCCAGCUCGCCGCCGACAUUGGCUUCACCCACAUCUCCCCCAGCGCCGAGCUCUCCCCCGUCGUCAAGAUCGUGCCGCGCGGUAACUCUUCAACGGCGGACGCCUACCUCACGCCCGAGAUCAAGCGGUACAUCGCCGGCUUCGAGGCUGGCUUCGAGGACCUGGGCACGAGCGGGUGCCGCUGCGAGUUCAUGCAGAGCGACGGCGGUCUGGUCGAGUUCUCGGGCCUGUCUGGCUUGAGGGCGAUCUUGUCGGGCCCUGCUGGUGGUGUCGUUGGAUACGCGAGGACGUGCUACGAUGAGCUUGACAAGACUCCCGUUAUUGGAUUCGAUAUGGGCGGUACGAGUACCGACGUCUCGAGAUACGCGGGCGAGCUGGAACAAGUAUUCGAGACAACAACCGCGGGCGUUAUGGUCCAGACGCCACAGCUGGACAUCAACACCGUCGCAGCGGGCGGCGGCAGCAUCCUGAGCUGGCAAAGUGGCAUGUUCAAGGUCGGCCCUGAGAGCGCCUCAGCCCACCCCGGUCCGGCUUGCUACCGCAAAGGCGGUCCCCUUACCGUCACGGACGCAAACCUCGUCCUCGGCCGUCUGCGUCCCGAGUUCUUCCCCAAGAUCUUUGGUCCCAAUGAAGACCUGCCCCUGGAUGUCGAUGCCAGUAGGCGUUUGUUCAAGGAGCUCACCGCCAGCAUCAACAAAGAUGAGAACACGAGUCUUAGUGUGGAGGAAGUUGCCGCAGGCUUCCUCGACGUCGCCAACGAGUCAAUGUGCCGCCCAAUCCGCACCCUUACAGAGGCAAAGGGCUACGACGCCGGCCUCCACAACCUCGCCUCCUUCGGCGGCGCCGGCGGCCAGCACGCCUGCGACAUCGCCAAAACCCUGGGCAUCUCCCGCGUCCUCGUCCACAAGUACUCAUCCGUCCUCUCCGCCUACGGCAUGGCCCUCGCCGACGUCGUCCACGAGGAGCGCUCCCCCUGCGCCCUGGCCUACUCCGAGGCCAACCUGCCCGUCUUCGCCGCCGAGCUCGACAAGCUCGUUGCCAAGGCUUCCGACAUGCUCCUCAUGCAGCGCAUCCCCGAGGCCCGCAUCGACGCCGAGCGCUACCUCAACAUGCGCUUCCACGGCAGCGACACCCCGCUCAUGAUCCAGGAGACCGCGGCCGGCGGCUACCUCGAGGCCUUUAAGGCCGCCCACCAGAAGCAGUUCGGCUUCCUCCCCGUCGGCAGAGACGUCAUCAUAGACGACUACCGCGUCCGCGCCAUCGGCCGCACGACCGUCAAGCUGCCCACCCCCUGGCCGGCCGAGCUCGCCGCGCAGAAGGCCGUCCCGGCGCCCGCGGCCAAGACCACGAAGAAGGUCUACUUCAAGGGGCUCGGGUGGGCUGACACGCCAGUGUACGGGCUCGCCACGCUGGCGCCGCACUCGCGCGUCACCGGCCCCGCGCUCAUCAUGGACGACAAGCAGACCAUCGUCGUCAUCCCCGACGCCGCGGCGACGGUUCUCUCGGAGAACGUCGUCAUCGACGUCAAGGUCGGGACCAAGGAGACCAUGUCCGCGACGACGGUCGACCCGAUCCAGCUGUCCAUCUUCGGGCACCGCUUCAUGGGCGUCGCCGAGCAGAUGGGCCGCGCGCUGCAGAAGACGAGCGUGAGCACCAACAUCAAGGAGCGGCUCGACUUUUCGUGCACCGUCUUCUCGCCCGAGGGCGGGCUGGUCGCCAACGCGCCGCACGUGCCGGCCAUGAUCGGAAGCAUGGCCUUUGCUGUGAAGUGGCAGAUUGACCACUGGGCGGGCAACCUCAAGCCGGGCGACGUCAUCCUGUCGAACGCCCCUGUGUGCGGAGGCACCCAUCUGCCCGACCUGACGGUCAUCACCCCCAUCUUCGACGCCGAGGGCAAGAAGAUCAUCUUCUGGACCGCCUCGAGAGGCCACCACGCCGAUGUGGGCGGCAUCCUCCCGGGCUCCAUGCCGCCCAAUUCCAAGGAGCUCUGGGAGGAGGGCGCCGUCAUCAAGGCGUUCAAGGUCGUCGAGGGCGGCGUCUUCAAGGAGAAGGAACUCACCGACCUCCUCAUGGCACCGGCUCACUCCCCGGGCUGCCAGGGAACCAGAUGCCUCCGCGACAACAUCUCCGACAUCAAGGCCCAGGCCGCGGCAAACCGCCGCGGAAGCCAGCUGAUCCACUCCCUGAUCGAGGACUACGGCAUCGACGUCGUCCAGUUCUACAUGGAAGAAAUCCAGGGCGCCGCGGAGCGCGCCGUCCGCGACAUGCUCAAGACGAUCCACGCCCGCACCGACGGCACGCCCCUUUCCGCGAUUGACUACAUGGACGACGGCACGCCGAUCCAGCUCCAGGUGACCAUCGACCCGGCGACCGGCGGCGCCGUCUUCGACUUCGACGGGACCGGCCCCGAGGCGUACGGCAACUGGAACGCGCCCAUCGCCAUCUGCAACUCGGCCAUCAUCUUCGCGCUGCGCUGCAUGGUCGACGCCGAGAUCCCGCUCAACCAGGGCGCCAUCCGGCCCAUCGACGUGCAGGUCCCCGAGGCCUCGCUGCUGCGCCCGACCGAGCACGCCGCCGUGUGCGCCGGCAACGUGCUCACCUCCCAGCGCGUCGUCGACGUCAUCUUCAAGGCCUUCGGCGCCGCCGCCGCCAGCCAGGGCUGCAUGAACAACCUCACCUUCGGCACCGACGACCCCGAGACCGGGUUCGGGUACUACGAGACCAUCUGCGGCGGCGCCGGCGGCGGUCCGACUUGGGACGGCGUCAGCGGCGUGCACACCAACAUGACCAACACGCGCAUCACGGACCCGGAGUCGCUCGAGCGGCGGUACCCCGUCAUCCUGCGCCGGUUCUGUCUCAGGGAGGACAGCGGAGGCAAGGGUGCCCACCCGGGUGGUGACGGGAUUAUCAGGGACAUCGAGUUCGGCAUCCCCAUCAAGGCGAGCAUCCUCAGCGAGAGGCGGUCGUUUGCGCCGUACGGGCUGAGGGGCGGUGAGGACGGCCAGCGGGGGCGUAAUGUGUGGAUCAAGAAGAGCGGGAGGGUCGUGAACCUGGGCGGUAAGAACACCGCCAUGAUGGAGGCGGGCGACCGCAUCGUGGUCAUGUCGCCUGGCGGUGGCGGCUGGGGCAGGCCCGAGGAUCGGGUCCAGGGGGAGCAGAAGCAGGUGAAUGGGUUUGUGGGCGUGGCGAACGGGACGGUUGAUAUGAUUCAGAGCAUGGGAGAGUCUGCCUAA